Molecule: messenger RNA, 3156 nt
Organism: Lagopus muta (rock ptarmigan)
Lineage: Eukaryota; Metazoa; Chordata; Aves; Galliformes; Phasianidae
Gene: HSPA12B
Product: heat shock protein family A (Hsp70) member 12B
Source: RefSeq, a predicted model, not a curated record
GAGAGGGGCGCGGGGGGAGGCAGAGCGGGGCGGCGGGCGCGGGGCUGCAGGAGGAGGGCAGCGCUGAGUGGCGGCUGCGCCCGGGGACCCCCAGCAUAGAGGUGGCGGCGAUGGCGACGCUGUUGGAGCCCGACGUGCGGGGCCUCGGUGGCGGUGCCAACGGGGAGCGCUGCCCCACACCGACCCCCCCCGGCUCUCCGGGGGCGACGCACGACUGGUGCAGCAUCGCCCCGCUGACGCCUUCCCAGUCACCGAGGAGCGACGCGCGCGCGGCCCCCGCCUGGGCUGCGGUGGUGGCCAUCGACUUCGGCACCACGGCCAGCGGCUACGGCUUCGGCUUCUGCUGCGACCCCGAGGCCAUCCACGUCAUGAGGAAGUGGGAAGGCGGGGACCCAGGGGUGGCGGACCAGAAGACCCCCAGCUGCCUGCUGCUCACCCCCAGCGGCGCCUUCCACAGCUUCGGUUACGCCGCGCGCGAUGCCUUCCAUCGCCUGCAGCCCGAGGAGGCGCAGCAGUGGCUCUACUUCGAGAAGUUCAAGAUGAAGAUCCACGGCAGCAGCGACGUGAGCGUGAGGACGGAGCUGGAAGCCGCCAACGGCAGGAAGGUGGCGGCGCUCGAGGUGUUCGCCCAUGCGCUGCGCUUCUUCCGACAGCGCGCCGUGCAGGAGCUGAGGGAGCAGAGCCCGGAGCUGCCGGAGAGCGGCGCCAUCCGCUGGGUGCUGACCGUGCCUGCGGUGUGGAAACAGCCAGCAAAGAUGCUGAUGAGGGAGGCGGCGUAUAGGGCCGGCUUGGUGCCCCCCGAGCACCCCGAGCAGCUGCUGAUCGCUCUGGAGCCCGAAGCCGCCUCCAUCUACUGCAGGAAGCUGCGGCUGCACCAAGUGCUGGAGCUGGGCUGCACGGCCCCAAACAACGGGGCGGGGGGGGACGGCGCCAUCGAGGGCAGCUUCAGGAGGGCCCGAGAGCAGCUGCGGCGCUCCCGGCACAGCAGGACGUUCGUGGUGGAAGCGGGGAUGGGGGAGAUGUGGGCAGAACUGCGAGAAGGGGAUCGCUACGUCGUGGCGGAUUGCGGGGGGGGCAGCGUGGACCUGACCGUGCAUCAGAUCGAGCGGCCGCAGGGAACGCUGAAGGAGCUGUACAAGGCGUCGGGGGGUCCCUGCGGCGCCGUGGGGGUGGACGUGGCCUUCGAGCAGCUGCUGUGCCGCAUCUUCGGCGCGGAUUUCAUGGCCAGCUUUAAGGCUCAGCGCCCGGCAGCCUGGGUGGAUCUCAGCAUCGCCUUCGAGGCUCUCAAACGCGCGGCCGCCCCGUGGCGCUGCGCCCCCGUCAACAUCUCCCUGCCCUUCUCCUUCAUCGACUUCUACCGCAGGCACCGAGGGCACAGCGUGGAGACGGCGCUGCGCAGGAGCGACGUGAAGCUGGUGAAGUGGUCGUCGCAGGGGAUGCUGCGCAUGUCAGCAGAGGCCGUGUGCGAGCUGUUCCAGCCCACCGUCAGCAGCAUCGUCCAACACAUCGACGCCCUCCUGAAGCGUCCCGAAGUUCGGGGCGUGAAAUUCCUCUUCCUGGUUGGCGGCUUCGCCGAGUCGGCCGUGCUGCAGCGCGCCGUGCAGGCGGCGUUGGGCACCGCGUGCCGCGUGCUGAUCCCGCAAGACGCGGCGCUGAGCGUCCUGAAGGGCGCCGUCCUCUUCGGCCUCGACCCCACCGCGCUGCGCGUCCGCCGCUCCCCGCUCACCUACGGCGUCGGGGUGCUCAAUAAGUUCAUCGAAGGCAAACACCCGAGGGAGAAGCUGCUGCUGAAGGACGGCCGGCGGUGGUGCAGCGACGUCUUCGAGAAGUUCGUGUGCGCCGAGCAGUCGGUGGCGCCGGGGGAGGUGGUGCAGCGCAGUUAUUGCCCCGCGCGUUCCGGGCAGCGCAGAACCGUCAUCAACAUCUACAGCUGCGCCCGGGACGACGUGCUGUUCAUCACCGAGCCGGGGGUGAGGAAAUGCGGCACCGUCAGCCUGGAGCUGCCCGAGCUGGGGGGGGUCGGGGAGCGCAGGGAGAUCCGGGCCAGCAUGCAGUUCGGGGACGCGGAGAUCGAGGUGACGGCCGUGGAUGUGAGCAGCGCCAGGACCGUGAGCGCCACCAUCGACCUCGUGGCCGAAUGAAGGCGGUGGGGAGCGGGGAGGAGGCGGCGCGGGAUGCGGGGGGCGGCUGGGCGCCACUCGGUGCUCCUCGGUGGGGGCGCAGAGCGAGCGUGCGACCGUGCGGCCAACUGCUCUGCUGCUCCGCGUCUCCGGGACCCACAGCCUGCAGCCCCACGUCUCUGGGUUUCCUACCCUGCAGCCCCACAUCUCCAGGUUCCUGCAGCCCCACAUCUCUGGGUUCCACAUCCUGCAGCCCCACAUCUUCAGGUUUCCCACUCUGCAGCCCUACAUCUCCCGGUUCCAUACCUCGUAGCCCAUCUGUUCUGCAGCCCCACAUCUUCAGGUUUCCCACCCUACAACCCCACAUCUCCAGGUUCCACCCUGCAGCCCCACAUCUUCAGGUCUCCCACCCUGUAGCCCCACAUCUCCAGGUUCCACACUGCAGCCCUUUUGUUCUGCAGCCCCACAUCUCUUGAGUUCCAUACCCUACAACCCCACAUCUCCAGGUUCCACAUCCUGCAGCCCCACAUCUUCAGGUCUCCCACCCUACAGCCCCAUAUCUCUGGGUUCCACAUCCUGCAGCCCCCACAUCUCUGGGUUUCCCACCCUACAGCCCCACAUCUCUGGGUUUCCCACCCUACAGCCCCACAUCUCUGGGUUUCCCACCCUGCAGCCCCACAUCUCUGACUUCCAUACCCUACAGCCCCACAUCUCUGGGUUCCACAUCCUGCAGCCCCACAUCUCUGGGUUCUACACCUUGGUGCUCCAUACCUCUGAGUUCCACACCUCAUCAACCCCACAUCUCUGGGUUUCCCACCCUGCAGCCCCACAUCUCCAGGUUCCACACUGCAGCCCAUUUGUUCUGCAGCCCCACAUCUCCAGGUUUCCCACCCUGCAGCCCCACAUCUCCAUUGGGCUGAAGGCAGCUGAGCCCCAUCGCGUGUCCAGCUGACAUUUAUUAUUUACUUUCCUCGAGCUCCUUGUUUCGUCCCACACCCCCACAGCUGUAUAUAUAUAUAUAUAUCUAUAUAUUUAU